AUGGGUGCUAUAAAUUCUAUUCCCGAUAAGAUGGCUGCCAAUCAAAAGGCUAUGCAAAGUGAAAUGCAGUCAAAACAAGUUGACUUAUAA
Heterostelium album PN500 is the source of this 90-nucleotide messenger RNA. RefSeq lists its product as uncharacterized. The record is from RefSeq and is a predicted model, not a curated record. Lineage: Eukaryota; Evosea; Eumycetozoa; Acytosteliales; Acytosteliaceae. The transcript has 2 exons. Bases 1 to 90 code for a protein of 29 amino acids.